AUGGCGGCGCCAGCGUUUAUGCAGCGCACCCUGACGGUGUACGACUACAUCAACGAGUCGACGCCUGAAACGUCGCCGUAUCUCGAGACCUUGAUGCACAUCGAGAAGCAGCACAACUACGCCAUGUACAUGUCUCGUUCGAAUUCGAACGAGUGGCACGUGACCGACUGGCACGGCAACGUGAGCUACUGGCCGAACAACAUGAUGGUCGUGCAGUUCAAUUGCCUCGGCGGCGCCAGCAAGGACGUCGGCGGCCCCAAGCUGACGGACGCGGUGCUCAAGACCACGGUGCCGUUCAAAACGAACGGCGGCGAGUGGCGCGGCCACGACUACAGGGGCAGGUCGAUCCGCAUGGUGCCCAAGGAGAAGUACAGGUGGGAGGCGCAGUCGUGGGUGCAGUCUCACGCGUGGGACGAUCAGGCGGGCUGGCGCGACGUGGAGAACCCGUGGGACGACGGACGCGGGCGGGCCCUGCAGAUGCGCUGA
Prorocentrum cordatum is the source of this 486-nucleotide messenger RNA. NCBI's taxonomy places the organism in Eukaryota, Dinophyceae, Prorocentrales, Prorocentraceae. The record is from the annotation of a GenBank genome assembly.